Aedes albopictus (Asian tiger mosquito) is the source of this 8088-nucleotide messenger RNA. It is a transcript of the gene Rab3-GEF, whose product is annotated as MAP kinase-activating death domain protein. Gene Ontology annotation, biological process: regulation of Rab protein signal transduction; regulation of apoptotic process. The record is from RefSeq and is a predicted model, not a curated record. The transcript is spliced from 21 exons. Gene Ontology annotation, molecular function: guanyl-nucleotide exchange factor activity. NCBI's taxonomy places the organism in Eukaryota, Metazoa, Arthropoda, Insecta, Diptera, Culicidae. The coding region runs from base 741 to 7076 and encodes 2111 amino acids. Gene Ontology annotation, cellular component: cytosol.
GAAAACUUCAGUCUAUUGCAGGACCUCGACCAGACUAGUUGGAAAAGCUCUCCGAAGCGCUACGGUGAACAGUAGCAGCCUUACAUAAUGGAUGGAGAUAAUUCACAAAAGUGGAAAAAGGAGUGUUCUUAAUUGUGCGAUUUGAUCGAAAAUUAUGUGUUUCCGGGUUCUGAUUCUAAUGUGAAAAUGAUCGAUUAGCAAAGUUCUAGUGAUGGGAUAGUUUCAAAACAGAAGAAAGUGCAAAAUUCAACGAAAAUGAGAAUUCAGCGAGGAAAAUGAAUCGUAGCAGAGCGACAUUUGAAAUUGCAACUCACAAAAUGGAUAAAGUAAAACAUCGAUUGUUCGUUAAUUACCACCUAUAGCUUUACAAAAGAAUCAGUUGUCGUUAAUAAAGUGGUGUAAUCAUUCACAUCACAAAAGAAAAUAAAAAAGAAAACUCAUAUCACUAUCGGAUCACAUUGAACGAAGAAAUCAUCACGACAAAGGCUUCCACCACUAGCAGAUGAAACACUAUAUGCUAUAGACGUAAAAGAGGAUAAUCAUUUCCAGUUAACUACUAACUUACGGCAAUCGCUCGAACCUCCCGCUCGUUAAAGAUUACACGUGUGGGUGGGUGUGUCUCCGCUUGUGGGCGAGCGAGUUGUAACCCUUGUCCCGGGUCCGACUUCGCAGGAAAAGUGCUUUAAUUGAUCCGAUUGACAUCCAGCCAGCCAGCCCCAGAGUACCAGCCACAGCGCGUGAUGGCCGAACAACAGCAGCGUGAUUCCCUGUGUCCUCGGUUGAUUGACUAUUUGGCGAUUGUGGGCGCCCGGUCGGCGGUCGUUACCACCCGGCCAAGUGCGGGCGGCAAUGCGACAUCGGCGGGAGUAGCCGGUGCCGGAAGCGGCCCGGGAGGAAUGCAUGCAACUGGGCCAAACUCGGCGCCGCCGGUGCAGAUCCCGGAGCUACUAAGACGCUACCCGCCCACGGAUCACGCGGAUUUUCCCCUUCCGCUGGACAUGGUGUACUUUUGCCAGCCCGAAGGCUGCGUCAGCGUGGGCCCACGAAGGACGGGGUCAGCCGUGCGGGAUGCUACGUCAUUCGUGUUCACGCUGACCGAUAAGGAUUCGAGCAAAACGCGCUAUGGGAUUUGCGUUAAUUUCUACCGGCCGGUGGAAAAGUAUGUGGCGGGUGUCGGUGGAACGGGUAAUCCUUCCGGGAGCCGGAAAGGACGCAAUUCGACCUUUCGGCGGGAAUCUUGGAGGAAAAGCAUGGAAAAGAGCUCGGACUCGGCCUUUUCCAGUGACUACAGAAGUAGCAAUAUAGCACCGAGUGACUCGUCCGACCGAGAUUGUCCCAGUCGGAGGGAUUCCGACCCUCCAAAUUCCUCGAUAUAUCAUGGAGGGUCUCAGCAGCAGCAAACCAGGCUAGGAGUGACGGGUCCGUCGGCAGAUUCCGAGUCCGGCGGAAGUCAUUCUCCGUCGCCUCGUGCAUCUAGGAAGCGAUCGAAAAUUCGAAGUCAUUCCCUCACAUCGCUGUGCAUCCUGUCGCAUCACCCGUUCCUGUCGACCUUUCGGGAGUGUUUGUUCAUAUUGAAGAAGUUGAUCGACGCCUGUAACGAUGCUUCCAGUCCGAAACGGGUCGGAGCUUCCCGCCAAAGUGGUAAGGACAGUGUGUGGAACGUGCUGACCAGCCAGGCUACCGAAUCGACGCCAUCGGUUGUGCUGCACGAUGUGAAAGAAAUAGAGACUUGGAUAUUGAGACUGCUGUCGGCACCGGUUCCAGUUCCUGGUUCUACAAGGGUAGAGGUCGAAAUCCUUUCGCCAGUUAUCCAUCAACCGUUGGCAUUUGCCUUACCCGACCAUACCCGUUUUACGUUGGUGGACUUUCCACUGCAUCUUCCGUUAGAGCUCCUGGGCGUGGACACUUGUCUCAAGGUGUUGACUCUCAUCUUGUUGGAGCACAAAAUCAUCAUCCAGUCGCGGGACUAUAAUGCCCUAUCCAUGUCCGUGAUGGCUUUGGUGCACCUUAUCUACCCUUUGGAGUAUAUGUUUCCUGUGAUCCCGCUGCUGCCGACCUGUAUGGGGAGCGCCGAACAGUUGUUGUUGGCGCCCACUCCUUACAUCAUCGGACUGCCGGCUACCUUUUUAAUGUAUAAGAAAAAUUUUAGACUUCCGGAUGAUAUUUGGUUGGUAGAUUUGGACUCGACCCGGCUAACGCCGGCAUCUGGUGAACCCGAACAGGUUCCACCACUUCCGGAACCGGAAGGCACCAUACUCAAGAACCAUUUGAAACAGGCUAUGCAACUAAUGGAUCAGGCAGGAGUUGGUGCUUUAACUUCUAUGACUACAAGCAAUCAAGCUAGCACGGUACCGUCUGGCCUCUUAGCCAGCCAGCCCGGUUCAACUCGUGAGAGCUUCAGUGGACCAAACAUUCCUCCUCAAACCUUCCCUCAGCCUUUACAAGUGCCAGGAUCAGCAAGCAAUAGCCAGCGGAGCUCGUUCUCGGGAGCGGCAGGAACACCCCGUCAACCGAGCCCCGUUGGACCACCGCAACCGAAUCCCUUCCUGUACGGUACUGAUGUGGAUUCGGUGGACGUAGCGACUCGGGUCGCAAUGGUACGAUUUUUCAACUCACAAAACACACUUGCCAACUUUACGGAGCAUACGAGAACGCUGCGGCUGUAUCCGCGUCCCGUUGUGGCGUUCCAGAUCAAUAGCUUCCUCAGGUCUCGACCAAGAGCAUCCGCAUUCCUGAACCGCUUUGCACGAACACAAGCCGUCGAAUGGCUGGCCGAAUGGUCACUCACGCCCAACAACGUGGCUUUCCUGAGAGUACAGACCGGUGUGUUGGAUCCAGCUCAAGUCGGCGAUAAGCCGAAGUGGUACGCACACACGCUAACCCCGAUUAAGUUCCCGGUGUGGGAUAAUACGGGUUCGCUGAAUGGAGCCCUCAAAGGCAUGCAACAACUGGAAAGCCAGCCCACAGACGAGAGCGGGUCGGAUUCAGAAAAUGCAGAGAGUACCAGCUCGUCGUAUUCUUCGUUGAGCGAUUUCGUUUCCGAAAUUGCGUCCUCGGAUCUCUCGCCCAGCUUGCAUGACGUCUACGGAAACCAACAUCAUGUGCACGUUGCUCCGAAAACCUUAUCUUCCAAUCUCGAUCCGAAGCUGGUGUAUCGGCCACCGAGUUCGCUGCGAUACCCCGAGGGCAUGAAACCUCCGCAACCGGAAGCUGACGAUGCCGAUCGACCGGACUCACCGACAUCGACAUCGUCAAGCCGAUCGGACCUCAGUAGCCCUCCAGAUUCGGAAUGCGAGUUCAACCCGAAGGCAAGAGCCGAGAUGCAGGCAGCCCAGAAGACGACCAAGGAAGCAACGGGCAGCUUCGAGAAUGAGUCUGAUUCGAACUCGACUACUACACCGAAGACGAUCGUCUCCAAAGAGAGUAGCGGUUCCUUAGAUGCGGAAGGCAAGCGUAACCGACUAGGGAAGAUACCGCCUCCGUUGUCGCCGAAUCUUGGACGGCAGACCAGCGGAAGUAACAUUCUAGCGAGAACUUCCAGUUCGGGUUCAACGGGUUCUAGUGGGCACCCACCCUCACUUGGAUCGGCAGGAUCGCAGCGUCAGAGCUCUCAAGGAUCACUCUUUGAGGUUCUGACUUCACAGGCCAAGGAGCUGGUGCGUGAAACCACUCGGCAGAGCAGUCAAGACGGUUUGCUAGCGCAUGUGGACAAGUUCAAAGAACAAGCCAAAGAGUUAAAGGAACAUGCGGAAGAGGAAAUGAAAAUUCUCGCACCAUUAGAACAGUUGACUCUACAAGCGAAGAAAGCGGCUGAAGAAGCAUCCAAACAGGCGCUGGAAGCAUCAAAGCAGGCGGCUGGAGUUAGCAAGAACACCCUCGAUGAUCUGACCUACGUAGGCAAAUCAACACUAGGGGAUCUAACGAAGACGGCCAAAGAAGCGGCAGCCAAGAAAGGCUUACUGCAUCAAGGCAGCCAGCAGAAUCUUCAAAGCCAGCCCACUGUAUCACCUUCGGGAAGUGCUGUAGCCACUACGAAUCAAUCGCUGUUCUCGUCUAUCACCAGUGACUUCAAUGGAAUCGCUCAAUCGACUUCCAGUAUGUUUUCGGAUCUGUUCGGAAAUAAACCGAACAAACAGGCAGCUCAACAGCAGGCGCGGGCCGCUGCUGGUAACAUGCAGCCUAGUGCCAACCAAAAGCAAAGCAAAAUCAAGGAUAAACUGUCCUUUGAUCCUUUCCCCGGUCGUAAGGGUUUGGUGGAACGCACUCCACUGAUCAAGCAUUCCGGACCGAAGCAAACGCAGGAGGAGAUUCAACGGAUACAGAACGCCGAGAGAUCUUCCAGUAAUUCCGAAAAUCAGGCAUUCUUGAAGGACUUGGUCAACCAGGUACUCGCGGGCGAGGGAGUUGGUUGGCUGAAACUGAAUCGGCUUAAAAAGCUGAUGGAGGACGAGUCGUAUCGGAUGCUGGUACUGGGAAAGCUGAACAAAACCUUGGAACGGAAGAUUGGGCCUGACGAUCAUAUAGACGACGUGUGCAUAACGAAACCAGUUUACAAAGGAACGCUGAAAUGCCUGCUGGCAAUAACGCAUGGGCUGGAGAACACGGUUGCCAACUUCGGACUCGGCGGUAUGGCGUCGGUAUUUCAAAUGAUGGAGAUUGCUCACACACAUUACUGGAGUAAGGAUCUGUCGGACAACACGACAGACCUGUCGGCCAGUUUGCUGUCUAGCCGGUCCGUGAGCCCCAUGGGAAGCCGAGAGAACCUACGUUCACCGCCCAGUCCUUCCGAGCCGGGUGACUGGAAUUCCGUGGCUGGUUCCCGCAAGAAUUCUUCCGUGCUGAACGAACCUGUGAUAUCGCGUCGACCGUCGGAGAAUGACAACGAAAACCAAUCUACGACCGAGAUGUUCAAGGAUAUGUUAACUCAGAAGCGCAAUAUGCUACUCAGCAAACUGACGUCUUUCGACUCAGAGCCUGGCGGCGGUGGAGUUCACGGAUCAUCCGGUGCGCUGUCCGUGGCCAGUGAUGUGCUACCGCAGCAUCAAUCCGGUGGACCGUUAAUACCGUCGAUUUCUUGUCGAUCGACAGUCUCCGAUACGGAGUACGAGAAACAUCCAAAAGGAUCAUCCACUCUCAAAGACGCCAAAAAGAUGGCCGGUGGUUUAUUCACCGGCAAGUCAUCACUCAGUGCUGGCUUCCGCUACACCGGAGGCAGCCUAAUCCCAACCUCAAACUCUCCGUCUCCGGAUGCUCCUCGAGUUUACCUCUUCGAGGGCCUGGUCGGCAAGGAGCGAUCAAACGUGUGGGAUCAGAUGCAAUUUUGGGAAGAUGCCUUCCUCGAUGCCGUUAGUCAAGAACGGGACAUGAUCGGUAUGGAUCAAGGCCCCGGUGAGAUGAUGGAGCGAUACAAAUCUUUGUCGGAUUCGGAACGUAAGCGGCUAGAACACGACGAGGAUCGUCUGCUGUCAACUAUGUUGUACAACCUGACGGCCAUAUUGGUGAUGCUCAACUGUAACAAACUGGAGAUCAAACGGAAGAUACGGCGACUGCUGGGAAAAAGCCACAUUGGAUUUAUCUACGCUCAGGAAGUCAACCUUUUGCUCGAUCAGAUUAACAAUCUGCACGGCAACGACAUCGACCUCAAACCUUUGGGAUCACGACUGUUGCACCGGCAGAGUUUCACGGUGCAUCAAGGCGUGGAUGCAUCCGGACCGCUCCGAUUCAUGGAGGUUCGUGAUGACGGACUAGUGCUGCGAUCGGUCAACGGAACGAUCGUUGAGCGGUGGUGGUUCGAACGGUUGGUCAACAUGACAUACUCGCCCAAGACGCGCGUUCUGUGUCUCUGGCGCCGUAAUGGCGGACAAACUCAGCUGCACAAAUACUACACUAGAAAGUGCAAAGAGCUGUACGUUGCCAUCAAGGAAGCGAUGGAACGGGGAGGCUGCACCGGGCAGGGUCCGGAACUAGGUGGUGAGUUCCCCGUGCAGGAUCUGAACAGCGGUGAAGGUGGAUUGAUGCAGAUUUGCUUGGAAGGCGUUGGACUUUUGUUUGCGAACAGCAAGGACUUUGAGUUCUUCAUACGGCUGGAGCACAUUCGGAAAUGUUUCACCCAGAAGGGCGGAGUUUUCAUACUGGAAGAGUACAAUCCUAAAACGCGGCAGCUGAUCCAGCGGAAGUUUAUGUCAAAUCUGGCCGAUGACAUAUGCUAUUCUGUGCUGUGCGUCUUCUCGUAUGUAGCUGCCGGGCAAGAAUGGCAGAAAAAAUACCCCGCCAUCACCCUGGCCGGCCCAGCGGUGCAUGGAACGCAACAGGUAGUUUCAUUGACGACGACGACUGCUCAGCAACAGCAGCUGGUCACGCAACAGGCCCCUCCGGCAACUAAACUCACCACGCAACCUGUCCAACCUCCAACGCAGAGCAGUAGUCAAAAAGUGCAGCAGACUCAUCUGCCGCAGCAAAUUUCCCCCAAACUGCAGACCGUUAUCAGCAAACCUAUCCCGCAGCAGCAGCAACCACCGCCGCAGCAAAUCCAACAACCAGCUCAGCGACCUCCAGCACAGCAACCUCCACCGGUUAGCCCUGUACCUCAGCUGAAACAACCGCCAUCUCUUCCCGCCCGACCGGCUUCAUCAACAACAUCUUCAUCAUCACCAUCAUCGACGGGUUCCUCAGCGACAUCUUCGACCUCAUCGGAACCACCCAAAAUGAAAGCUCCCGUUCUUCCACCAUCGGCGGCGGUGGCGACAACCGGAUCCACUGGCCGCCUGCCACAGCAGUCAUCCCUCCCCAAUCGGGGUCCACCUCCAGCCAUUCCACCGCGGAUCGGCCUUGGCCAGAGGUCUGGAUCGGUGCAGAUACCGUCCUCCAGUUCAUCGGGCAGCGCCGCCCAUCAGAUACGGCAGCUCAAGCGGCAACAGUCGGCCGCAUCGCCACCCAAUCAAUCAUCGCCACCGAGUCAUUUCCAGUCCCAGCAACAGUUGCAACAACAGCAGCAGCAGCUACUGCAGCAACAACAGCAAUACCACCAGCAGAGGCAGAAUUCCAGGGGAUCGAUCAAUGCUUUCCGAAAGAAUUAGAUGUGGCAUGAGUGUUUUGGGUAGGUUAACUGGAUAUGUGCAAUCCAGUUGAAACUGAGCGGUCAGUGUAGGCAAUUGAGCUAGUAUGGGAAAACCCCGCACGAAAAGGGGAGGGCGUUAUUUGGGGUGACGAUUAAAUAGGUACAUGAUUAGUUUCCAAUGGAUUGGAUAUAUUUCUGAAUUGAAAUUUACCACUCUCAUUAGGACUUUGACUCAAAACAAAUCAGCAUCAAGGAAUAUAGUAAGUGUAGCAUGUCGACUUACGAUGACAUCGAGUCACUCGGGAAACACACCGUAGAAAUCAAUGUCAAAGAUGAACAUGUAGGAAAAACAAUCCCCACUCAGUAUAAUGUAUAUAGGCAGGUUAACGUUCAGUACUAAAGAACCCACAGCUCACAAAACGUAUCAAACCCGAUAACAACUCAUUCAAAGAAAGCCAGUUGAACUUAAUAAAACUGUACAAUGUAUAUUAGAUAGAUAAUUCAUUCAACGUAAACGUUUGAACACUACGACAUGUUGAAGGCAAUUGUUUGGUGCAUUGCAGAAUAGGUUCAGUCAGUGAAUGUGAACGAUUUCAUUCAAAAAUAUCAAAUAUGAUGACCAAUCUCCCGUCUGGGUCAUCUUCGUCGUCAUCGUCGUCCACCGACCGUCGAAGGACCAAUAAGCUACUAUCGUUCACUUUUGAUUGUACGCUGUAUGUUCUUUUUCCUAUCGUUGUAUUUUACAUUCGCCCGUAUGGAUUCAGUAUGCGGCUUUCGAGCCACGUGGAAGAGAUGCUUUAAAAGAGAAUUGUCUGUUAGGUUUAGAUGAGGAUACUGUACUGUUUGAACCGAGAUCGGCAAUAUGUUGAACGCUUAAAAUCUUUAAUUUAUGUCCGAUCAAAAGAUUGAGGUUAGGAAUACUGAUAGGGUAAAAUUUCAGAAGCUUCGCAAUCGUUGUUAAGAUAACAUGUUGAGUACGUCGGAUGGUUCAGAAGUGUGGAGUAGAACUAAUAAAAUGGUAUUGAAAAGGA